Oreochromis niloticus (Nile tilapia) is the source of this 1198-nucleotide messenger RNA. RefSeq names its product tetraspanin-8. Lineage: Eukaryota; Metazoa; Chordata; Actinopteri; Cichliformes; Cichlidae. The coding region runs from base 102 to 884 and encodes 260 amino acids. The record is from RefSeq and is a predicted model, not a curated record. Gene Ontology annotation, cellular component: membrane. The transcript is spliced from 9 exons.
AGCUCACUCUGCUCUCCUCUCACUUCACUUUGCUGCAGUCGGAGCUCGUCUGGACUUUGGGAACAGUACUGUUAUUUUAACUGCAUUUUCCAGCUGCAAACAUGGCUCAGAUCAACAUCUGCCUCAAACGCAUCUUCACCGUCUUCAACAUAUUCUUCAUGAUUGUUGGUGGAGUGGUCAUCCUCCUCGCUCUGUGGUGCCAGUUCUUCAUGAGCAUUCGAGGAGGACACAACCUGGAGGGUCGCACCACCCAACUCUUCAUUCUCCACAUUGUUGGUGUCAUCACCAUGAUGAUCGCUGUGCUGGGAGCCUACGGAGCCCACAAGGAGAGCAAAGUGGCCCUGAUCAUGUUCCUAGUGUUCAUGUUCACUGGAUGUCUGCUGAUGCUGAUGACUGGAAUCCCUGCUGCCAGCUCUUAUCCUCAGGUCAAAAGCAGAAUGGAGGAGACAUUCCGCAAGUUUGUUCCUCUGGACAAAUCUCGAAAGGAUGUGAGGAACAUGGCUGAGGACAUUCAGAAACAGUUUCACUGCUGUGGUCUGUUCAGCUCCAAAGACUGGGAGAACAUCCCCGACUCCUGUGUGUGCAGCCAGGAGGAGGAGAAGGAGGGCAAGUGUCAGACUCUCAGAAAAAAUCUUUACCAGAUUUUAACACGGCAGAGGAAGUCCGUCUACAGUAAGACCUGCUUUCCCACCAUCAUGGACUACAUCCAGUUUGAUUACAACAUCAUACUUGUGGUCAGCUUCACUGUGGCUAUUCUAGCUCUACUCGGCAUGAUUCUGUCCUCCAUUAUGAUCCACCAGCUGUAUUACCCCAACAGACCCACCAUCAUGAUCUCCAUGAUGCCACCAAAAUACAAGGAGCUGCACAACGCCCCAGCGUGUUAGUCAAAAUACAAUGGACUUCUUUUCUUUAGCUACCAUGGUGCACUGCCUGUUGUUAGCCCUCAGUCAUAAAAGGCUGAUCGGGUAUUGUCCUAACCCUGCUGGGCGGGCAGACAGUGUGGACACUCAAGUUUGUGAAUGCCAUAACUCGAGAACGAUAGUGGCGCAGGAACUUCUAAGUGAUACCACAGGUGUAUCUCCUAAAAGUCCCUAAAAUGAUUAAAAAAGCAACGCCACAAGUGACAGUGAUGACAUCACUAUAAUUUGAUUUGGUUACUUGCAAUGUUGGAACUUGCAAACCUGGAAUCAAAUUAGUA